AAUUUAAUUCAACUGAACGAGCCUAAUUGCCGAUAAAAUGGCAGCGCCCAUCAGUCUCUUUAAUUUCUCCAUUCUACUUGUCUGUUUCACAGAGAUUUCUUCAAAAAUUCUCUCUGAAAGUGACAGAAUAGUAGUUCCUGAACAGGAAGAGUGUUAUACUGAAGAUUGUGGUGUCGAAUAUAAUCCAGUUGAGCCGCUCGUGAAGUGUUCAUUUUUACCCGAUGACUUCAUAGAGUGUGAUGCACCGGAGGAUCUAAAAGGCAAUGAGACACUGAGAAGAGAACUUGGCACUGGGUGCUCAAAGUACGGCAGAGAAAAAAUUCAAGAUGUUCAGACAUCACCCGUCAUCUGUAGGGUACUCCCUGGCAUAGAGUGUCAUGGAAAUAGGACUUUUAUUAAAGAGAACAUUCCUUGUUUAAAAUUUGAAGGACAGCACUUCAUCAGUACCUUGCUAUUCUCCAUCUUCCUGGGGUUCUUUGGUGUAGACCGAUUCUGCAUGGGCCAUGUCCCGACAGCAGUGGGCAAACUUCUGACACUCGGUGGAUUAGGUGUUUGGUGGAUCGUGGACAUUGUGCUACUCGUCACAGGAGGACUGAUGCCAGCUGAUGGUAGUAAUUGGUGUCCAUAGACCAAUAUAACGAAAUAAAGACGCCCAACAUUUGUUUUAGUACUAACUUAAAUAUUCUUGACUGGAUUUUAUGAAGCGGAAUAGACAUUGUGCUACUCGUCACGGGAGGAUUGAUGCUGGCUAAUGGUAGUAAUUGGUGUCCGUGUAUAGUAUGGCACUAGAAUGAAUCCCCAACUCAAGUUUUAGUACUAACUUAAAUGUUCUUGAGUGGAGAUAGAAUAAAGUGGGAUAGAUCAUCAACAGAGUUUAUGGAUUUAGUGUUUGAUUGAUGGUUACAGAACAACUAAUGUUGACCAAUGAAAGUGAUUUGUGUUAAGAGAUAGUUUGGUGCGGUAAUCAAGUCCAGAGAUCAGUAGCAGUUCUCAAUUAUUUUGAAGUUGGAUAUAUCAUCAAGAAAGCUUCUUGUUCCUCCUUAGAAAUGUUGCCAAUCAAUGGAGGUUUUAAGUGUCAAUGGAUUAUGUUUGUGAGAGUCUAAUGGACUGUGAAAUAACACUUAACUCCUUGAAUCAAAUACUCUUGAGACUUUAUGGAUCCUACUUCUGACAGAAACUACGUAAACUUAAUGUACAUUUGAAAUGUUUGGAGAAUCCUUGAUAAACAAGGCAGAAACAAACGGCAGUGGACUCAGAGAGUUUGAAGACUGUACGCUGAAGUUUACAUGUAGCAAGGAUUACCAAGGUAAUUGGUGUCAUGUAUCAAUAUAAAGUGACUUUAAUACUACAUGCAUAUGAAAUAUUUUUGUUGCUGAAGGUUACCAAGUGCCUCAAAGUGAGCUGAUUGAUGAACAUUGAAUAUCCCUAUCUCUUUCUGGAGACUCGUGUGAAUGCCAAUUUUUUUCCAGCUUCACUACAACACUGUCUUGAGGCAUGUGUGAGCAUUAAAGAAUCAUAAUUGGAAUGGACAUAAUUAGAUGGAUCAAGAGGCAUACCUUUCUAGACGUAACACGUGUUGAACUUGGUAUGCACAUAAAAAGUAAUUAAAGGUGCAAUCUUCGAACAUCACAGUUUGACGUAUUUCCCUGUUGAUGCCAUUAUAUGAGGGAGAAGAUAUCCUUGUGGAGAUAUAUGACAGAGUAGUGCAAUAUAUAGAUUUUUUCGUUGUGACAAUAUCAAAAAGGAAUAAUGGAAGAAUACCCAUCAUCCAUGGGAAAGGAAUGGCAAAGUGUGCCAGUGACGAUCAUAACACUUCUUGUCAUCCUAGCUGGUAUGACUUCGAUUCUUUAUGCAACAGUUAAAAAGGGUGAUACAGAUUCAUCGUCUUGUAAAAUGAAGUGAUAAUAAGUAAUUUGUAGCCUGGUAAUGAUUGUAAUAAUUUGGUUUUGAUGUUGCAUGAUAUUAAUCUACAAUGUACAACUGCUCAAAGCGCUUCACAAUCAUUACCUAGUCACUGAAAUCAUAGCUUUAUUUAUAGCUAUAGUUUAGCUGGUAGUAAGAAUGAAAUUAUGACUUCUCUCUCUCUCUGUCAAAAGAAGAAUGUCAAAUGUUAUCUUCAAACCUCUUUUCAGUUUUAAAGUAACAAUCAAAUUUUUCUUGAUACACAACUCCCCCCCCCCCCCCGGGAAAUGGAAUCUCAAGUCACUGAAUUGUGACUUGUGAGUGUAAUGUUGAAUUUAUUUCGAUGUUUUAAGUGAAAUUCUAUUAAUUUGUGAAAGUACCUUCGCGUACCAUGAGAUGAUUAAAUCAAAAUUCAAGUCUAAACUCAAUCUUUUAUUUUUUUGUAGAGGAAUGCUCAUCCAUUUUAAAUUGUAGUUAACGAGUACGAAAAGUUGAACAUUAAAUACAUAAAGUUCUCAACAAAAUACAAUGAUAAUUGUUUUGUUUGAAGUGAUGAGAUGUACUUUUAUUACUUCUAUGAUGUGAAUAUACUGUUUGGAUCCAUCUUGGUGGAUAUUUCAUAAAGCUUUUCUCAAGUUACGAAUGACUUUAUGCCCGACCGGUGACCCUUUCUUCUGCUAAAUGAUAUAUCCCUAUGUAGCUGACUUGCCACCGAAGAAUAUGUUCCAGUUGUGCAUAUAGCAGUGGGUAACAUUACAAUCACCUUUACGAAACACCCAUCUGGGCCCUGUUGCAUAAAAGUUACCAUUACUUUUAUGGAAUCCUUGAUUCUGAUUGGCUGUUGAUUAGCAUGACCAUGGUAGUUACCAUUGGGUGUCAAAGUUUCCAUAAUGAUAAAUUUUGUGCUACGGGCCGAGCUUUGCUUAUUUUUGUGGGGAGGGGAAGGGUAGGGGCAAGCGAGAGUCAAUUUUGUUUUCUCCCCAUUUUUGAUGAAAGCUGUGACUGAUGAUAAAAGUUUUAUCUUUUGCUCAUCAAAUGUUUUUUUUUUACUAUCUGGUAAAGCUAAAAUCCAUGGCUUGGUAGGCCCAUUAAACAUUUAAAUUUAUAUUUCCUUUCCUUUGUUGAAGAAAAGUGGCUACAUCUAGAAAACUUGUGAAAUGGUAGUAUGUCUUUACUCCUCAACCAGAAAUAAAUACAUGUAUUUGAAUACUGUACAUGUAUUCAAAAAAUUGAUGAUAAUUUACAGUGAAUUAAUUUUGUGUUUACAUGAUAAAGCUUAAACCACAAUAUAUAAUUUAUGUUUAGUAGGAUUAUGAACAGGUUCUGAUAUCCUUUCCCUGUAUGUACAGGAGCCUGAGAAGGUAUAGAAAAAGAAAUCAUUGUUAUAUAUUUAUAUUAAUAAAGCAGUUUUAACU
Molecule: messenger RNA, 3317 nt
Organism: Lytechinus variegatus (green sea urchin)
Lineage: Eukaryota; Metazoa; Echinodermata; Echinoidea; Temnopleuroida; Toxopneustidae
Gene: tm2d2
Product: TM2 domain-containing protein 2-like
Exons: 4
Coding region: 38-628 (196 amino acids)
Source: RefSeq, a predicted model, not a curated record